GAUGAAAACACCUAAAACGAUGCGAUGACCGCUCUCAGGUUCCUUUCUGCCACAACAAAGCGUUACUAUGGAUACCUCACGAUAGUCCUAGACCUGAGGUUUGUUUUUUAUUCCUGCACUGCUGCACUGGUGCAAUAAGUUAGAAUAAGACAAAUAUAUUUUUUUCUCCUCUGCGGUGCGCCUCUGCAGUGGCCAGCUGCGAGGUUGAAUUAUUAAACGUACUCGGAGGAAUUGCAAUAGCCAAUUGUGCAUUAUGGAGAUAUUUUAAUAAAAAAAAUAUUAUAUUUUGUGUGUAUGCAUUUGAAAUUAAUCGCGAUAUGGUCGCGAAUCAGAAGGACAAUUAAAUGAUCGAUGUUUGGGCUCAUCCUAAAAAUGUCACGUGGAAGUCAAGCUUCUCAUGAACGAAGAUCUACGGCGAUCGUUGAACGGCUUCAGCAAAGUGAUAGCGAGGAUGAAGCUUCCGUUUGUGUUAUGAAGGACAGCUACGUGAAACACGAUAGCACGGCGUUGCACAACCAAUGGACCAGUUCGGAAGAUUCGAGCCGAACUUACGACCAAGAAGUCAAAACAAGUUUACCUCGGAGACAAGGUGGCAUUGAAGAUACAGAGACCGAGUCACCGGAUGCCAAGAGCAAUAUUAAGUCACACAAAGCCGAAUCACAUUCGGCUCAUAGAAAAGCACGUUAUUUCGACAUUCACGCAAGCAAGGAAAGAAUUGCGUCAGGAUCCCUUGGGAGAAGAAAGAAACGCAAUAAACAGAUUGAAAGACGAAAGUCUGUGGCACGGCCUCCCACGACAGAUCAUGAUCACGAUCGAGCAAACACCGGAUCUUCCGCGAAACGCUGUAGCGACAAGGAGAAUAAUUUCGCUGGUAAAUCGCGAAAAAGAAAAAAAAAAGUUUCCCAAGACGAUGAGAUGCCCAUCGCCGAGAUCUUGAAGAAGGCUCAAGAAAACGCGCUUACAAAAUACGAGGAACCUGUGCCGCUUCCGGAACUGACUACGGACACAAUUUAUAUUCAAGGCAGGAGUGGCUUUAGCGCCGUGAAAAUUGGCGGAUCGAGACGUGCUUUGAGAAAUGAUACAACGCGUGCGACAAAAGGUGGAGAAGACCGUGAUUCCGCGGAGACUCGAACGUAUACGCUUAUAAAGGUGGCAAUCACAGCGCAGAAAUUUUGGAAGUGCACAGGUCUCGUUUAUCAAGGUCUCUUGGGUGGGAUGGCGUUUCUGCAUUUUAUAAUGGUUCACGUCUUUUUUAACACCUCGGUGGAAUUCAUGUCGACCUACUCGGUUUUCUGCGAAAUGUACGCGAAUAUAUUCUCCUUUCUAAUUGCUCUCUGCGUCAUCUCCAUCUUCGAUAAAUUCGAUUUGGCGCGACUUGAUAUGGAUCACUUGCAUGAGAUUUAUACGGAUCAUUCAAAAACUGCGAUCGCCAUUCCGCUCUAUCUCGUAACGUUCGGACUCCAUCAAGCAUCGUUGAAGAUAAACGAUGAAAUAGCUUUAAUUCAUUAUCACAGAAUUAAUGAAACGUGGUCAAAUGAGACAUUUCUUGAAGAGUUGAAUGGCUGGCAGAAAGUAACGAUAUCGAAGGACCUUCUCGCAGUUUUCGCUUGGCUUUUCGUUGUUCUUGGAACACGUGAUAACAUGCUAUUGACGCACCUUGAAUCGAUGGUACAGUAUGCGAGCAACGCGGAAUCUCCGAGAUGACAUUCGCAGAAUGACUUUCACUGUCGAAUAAGACAAACGUGUGUAAAGUUCUUCUGUGCAAUCGCGCAGACUGAAUAUUAUCAAGUAUUGAAAGCAGGAGUGUUUUAGAGAGUCAUUAUAUUCACUUUUUCUUCAUCUACUUACCAAUAUUUAAUCUCGAUAUUUCGGGUACAGAAGAUAUACAUCGUUAUUAAAGAUGUGUGAAUCAAGAUUUCUUGACAUCAAAUCAAACUGAAUUAAAAUUUUAUUUGAAUCAAAUCAAAUCGAAUCAUUAAAACAUUUAAUGAUAACAUAAUUAUUGUUUGGAAGAAUUUUAAUAUAUGGAUAAUUAUUAUUUUAAAAAGAUUUCUAUGUAAGAAAAAUAAUAUCGAUUAUAUAAUAUGAAAUCGUUUUAAUAUGAUUUUAUAAAAUAGUCAAUAUAUGUGAUUCAUAUUCAAACCUUUUAGAUUUGAAAUUUUCGAAAAAUAAGGAAUUUAAACUAUAUAAAUUCAAUUUCGAACCGAAUUGAAUCUUAUGUAUCUGAUUCGUAUUCAAAUAGUUCGCACAUCUUUAAUUGGUAUUUUCAGAAACUAUGUUUGGAAAAAAAUACGAUUUAAACAUUUAUUUGUAACAGAAUAGCGUUUGAUAUGUACAAUAUGUAUAAAGUUCGUCUAGACACUAGUCGAUAAUAUAUGUAUACAUAAUAGCAAAGAGAGGACACAAUAAUAUUAAGAUUAAAAUAAUAUAUGACGCGAUGAUACAGUAAUAAAAUAUGUUUAGACUUUCUUGGGCGCGAGAAUAUCUCGAUAGAAUCUGCAAUUGCAAGGUUGUAACAAUCAGUUGUCGACGAUUGUGAAAUAAGUUGCUUAUCAAAAUUCGAUCACGCGCGGGACACAAUAGAAAGAGGGAACAAUGGCUGCGUCCAGCAGAAAAAAAA
This is a messenger RNA of Monomorium pharaonis (pharaoh ant), 2620 nucleotides long. RefSeq lists its product as uncharacterized. NCBI's taxonomy places the organism in Eukaryota, Metazoa, Arthropoda, Insecta, Hymenoptera, Formicidae. The transcript has 6 exons. Gene Ontology annotation, cellular component: ciliary transition zone. Gene Ontology annotation, biological process: cilium assembly. The record is from RefSeq and is a predicted model, not a curated record. The coding region runs from base 352 to 1704 and encodes 450 amino acids.